Molecule: messenger RNA, 818 nt
Organism: Rhincodon typus (whale shark)
Lineage: Eukaryota; Metazoa; Chordata; Chondrichthyes; Orectolobiformes; Rhincodontidae
Product: CXXC-type zinc finger protein 4-like
Exons: 1
Cellular component (GO): nucleus
Molecular function (GO): methyl-CpG binding; zinc ion binding
Source: RefSeq, a predicted model, not a curated record
CAGCCUGCUUCUCACCUCCCUCCCCUGCAAAAACAAAAUACAAAGGCAAGAGGAGGUGGAAGAAAUAUAAAAGAAAAUGGGAUGGCGAUGAGAAUUAACAAGAGAGCGGCGCUGGGGCAGUGAAGGAAUUAGAAUCAGAAAGUUGCCCGAGAGCGGAGGUCUCGCUGUUUAGUGCUGUUGCUUUAGAGAGACGGUGAGCGAUGUCUGCUGGCGGAACCAGUGUUUGCAUUGGGAAAGAGGAGGCGAGCGUGGUGCUGGUGGAUUCUGAGCCCGAAGAUGAGCGCUCCAGCCGAGCUUUGCGAGAAGGGGAGGCGCCAGGCGCCGCCAGCAGCAGACUGGGAGGAUCCCAGAGUGAGCGGCUCCGGGAGAGGCAGGCGGCCGCUUUGUGCACCCCGAGCAGCGGGCCCGCUCUGCAAAGCGAGCCGCCACCGCCGCAGCGCCCCCAGCCCGGGCUAACUUCAGGCGAGAGGCUGCAACAGCGGCUGGAGGACGGCGCUUUCCCCGCCCCCCUGGGAGCUCUCUCCCUGCCCCCCGGCAUCAUCAUCAUGACCGCCCCCCUGCACUCGCCCGCGGCUCUAGUCGACGGUGCGCUGAAGCUCGCCAGUGUGCCCGACUGCACUCUGCUCGUUCCCCCGGGCCCUGGCUCAGCACCAGGGCCGGCCAAGAGGAAAAGGAAAAGGUGCGGGCUCUGUUCACCCUGCAGGAGGCUCAUCAACUGCGGAGAGUGCAGCAGCUGCCGGAACCGCAAGACCGGCCACCAGAUCUGCAAGCUGCGGAAAUGUGAGGAACUGAAGAAAAAACCAGGCUCUUCACCAGAG